This is a messenger RNA of Spodoptera exigua (beet armyworm), 8503 nucleotides long. Lineage: Eukaryota; Metazoa; Arthropoda; Insecta; Lepidoptera; Noctuidae. The record is from the annotation of a GenBank genome assembly.
CGGGAGGGUUUAACGAAUAUAUAAAUACAUGUGCUCAUUAUGCGGCCACACCAGUUAUCAUUUAUUUGUGCCACGGGCCCAUGUGCAACCUGUUUCACCUACUUUUUAUAUAAUAAAGUGACUGUAAACUUACCUGCAUAAACAGAGCACAAAUCGCAAAAAUGGGAUUUAGGAAAAAGAAAACUAACGCGACGCCAGAAAAUGAACUGGAUAUAUCCUUCUUAGGCAUUUUUCGAUAUGGUACUUUCCUUGAGAUCACAGCGACAUUCAUAGGUAUAUUCAUAAGUAUGAUAAGUGGUGGAGGAAUAGCAUAUAAUUUGAUACAAGUUGGUGAACUAAGCACUGCCUUUGUGGAACGUACCAGUUUUCAAGACCAGCCUAGCAGUAAUAUGCCUCUUCUGUCUGUCUUCGGAGGUGGGAAAAGACUGAACAAUGCAAGUCACGAGGAGAACAUGGAGGCUUUAUUACAAGACGCCACGGCUAUGUUGAUAGGUGCGUUUGUAUCAGUGGGUAUAUCGAUGCUGUGCUGCGCUGUUUCCGUCGCUUUCAUCAGUUGGAGUGCACUUCGACAGAUUACGACAAUACGAAUGCGGUUUUUGGAGGCAGUUCUUCGACAGGACAUGGCUUGGUUCGACACAGACAAUGAGUUCAACUUGGCAUCGAAAAUGUCUGAAAACUUGAUGAAAUUGAAGGAAGGUAUGAGCGAGAAAUUAGCGGUUGUCGGCAACUUAUUGGGGACGUCGGUAAUCAGCAUAGCAGUGGCUAUUCCACUAGGUUGGGAACUGGCACUCGCCUGCAUCACUGUCAUGCCCUUCUCAGUAGCAGCCUCUGUGUACCUCACCAAUUAUCAAACGAAAUCGUCAGCACGUGAGUUGGAGUCUUACAGUCAAGCAGGGAAGCAUGCUGAAGAGAUACUUAAGUCGAUAAAGACAGUCGUGGCCUUCGGUGGAGAGGAGAAAGAAGUUAGGAAAUACCGAACCUUACUGGAACCAGCGGAGAAAUAUGGAAGAAAACGAGGUAUCUACACGGGUGUCGGCAACGGGUUCAACUGGGUUCUCACGUACUGUCUCAACGCCAUCGGUCUCGUAUACGGCAUCAGGUUGGUCUUGGAGGAUCGAGAUAAAUCCGAAGAAGAACGCAGAUAUGUGGUCGGCGUUGUCUUUAGCGUACUAUUCAACGUGUAUAUGGCCACUCAGUCUAUCACUCUGUGUGUACCACACUUUGAAGUGUUCGCGGCAGCGCGUGGUGCCGCUGCCAGCAUUUACUACCUUCUAGAGAGAGAACCAGCAAUAGACAGUCUUAGUACACAGGGCGUCUCCCCGCGACGAGUGGUCGGAAACAUAUCUUUUGAAGACAUCCACUUCAAUUAUCCAUCAAGACCUGACGUCAAGGUCCUAAAAGGUUUCUCACUACAUAUUAAAGCAGGAGAAUGUGUAGCUCUGGUAGGGUCCUCAGGCUGUGGAAAGUCAACCAUAUUACAAUUGUUACAACGACUGUAUGAUCCCCAGUCCGGAUCGGUCAAGCUUGAUGGGAAAGAAUUAAGAAAUCUGAAUUUAGGGUGGCUGCGUUCAUCAUUAGGGGUUGUAGGUCAAGAACCGGUCCUGUUCCACGGGACUAUAUUCGAGAAUAUUGCUAUCGCUUGUCCUGAAGCAACUUUGCCAGAAGUUCAAAGAGUAGCAGCCAUGGCUUACGCACAUGACUUUAUCACAAAUUUGCCAAAGGGUUAUGAUACAGUGAUAGGAGAGCGCGGUGCUUCUCUAUCGGGCGGUCAGAAGCAGCGCAUUGCUAUAGCUCGGUCGCUGCUGCGGGAGCCGGCUGUUCUGCUGUUGGAUGAGGCUACCUCUGCUCUCGACCCUCACUCUGAACGAAAGGUUCAAGCGGCGUUAGACCGUGCCAGCGCUGGAAGGACCACUAUAAUGGUCUCACACAGAUUAUCGACAAUAUUGAAUGCGAACCGUAUAAUUUGUAUGGAUCAAGGAGUGAUAGUAGAACAGGGCACACACGAAGAACUAAUGAAAAAUAAAGGUUUCUACUACAAAUUAGUGACAACGAACAAACAGAAAGGAGAGCCUGAGGAAGGUACUGAACCUUUGCCAGAGCUGUUGGAAGAAGAUAAUGAGGCUGCUGUUAAUAACCACGUGCGAAGCGAAACCAAGAAGAAUAGACCAAGAAUGAGCAAACAAAAUUCAGUAAUAGAAUCUUUUGAAUGGAUGCAAACUCCACGAGGAUCAGUUACUUCCGCCGUGUCGCUGGGCUAUCAAAGUUUUCUGCACAACCAAGAUAUCGAUAAAAAUGACAAUAAUGAUGAGGAAAUUGUACCUUUGAGCGGCUGGGAGAUUUUGAAACUGAAUAGUCCAGAAUGGGUUUACAUUACAAUUGGAUCUGUUGCAGCAUUCCUACAAGGGGCAUGCUUCCCAGCAUUUGCGCUACUUUUCGGUUUCACGAGUGGCAUUUUCAUACUGACUGAUCGCGAUGAGCUUAUAUCCCUGGGCGACAUGUAUGCAGGCUUAUUCGUUGUAGUGGCGGCCAUCGCUGGUGUAUCUAUGUGUCUCCAGAGCUCAACUUAUACCACGGCUGGGUUGAAAAUGACCACCAGGCUAAGAGAGUGGUACUUCAAUGCCUUACUUAGUCAGGAAAUAGGAUAUUACGACAGGGAAUCUAACACAGUUGGAGCACUUUGUGCGAGGCUCAGUGGAGACGCCGCAGAGGUGCAGGGAGCUACUGGGAUGAGGGUCGGACUCAUCUUACAGGGCGUCAGUUCCGUGGUUCUAGGCGUAUUGAUGGGAUUGAGUUUUGAUUGGAAAUUGACUCUCGUGGCCACAGCAUUUCUACCCAUUAUGAUAGGCAGCAUCUGGCUAGAAGGCAUGAUGUCACGAAAAUCUCAAGAAGACGAGAGAGAUGCCAUGGAAUCAGCGACCGGCGUAGCCACAGAAGCAAUCGUGAGCAUUAAAACUGUGCAAAGUUUAGGCAUAGAACCAGUGUUUCUGGAUAAGUUCCAAGAGUCCUUGACAGUAGCUUGUAAAGCAGUGGCACAGAAAUCAAGAUGGCGGGGUGUGGUCCUGGGAAUUGGCAUUUAUGCACCUCUGAUUGCGUUCUGUUGUGCAAUUAUGUAUGGCGCUUCACUCGUUUCUAAAGGGGAAUUGGAAUACAAAAUAGUGCUCUUAGUAACCGAAAGUGUUAUGUUUGGAGCGUACAUGCUUGGUCAAACAUUAGUAUAUGCACCAAGUUUUCAUGCCGCUAAGGUUUCCGCAGCGAGGAUCAUAGGAUUGAUACAGAGACAGCCUCUAGUUAGAACAGAGGAUGGCGUUACUGAUAAAAAGGAUUGGAGUGCUACCGGUAACUUCAGUAUAAAAGAAGUUGAAUUUAGCUACCCUACAAGAAAACAUCAUAAGGUACUCAAAGGAAUUGAUUUGCACGUGGAUGCCGGAAAAACUGUGGCGCUAGUGGGGCCCUCGGGCUGUGGCAAGUCGACUGUAUUACAACUGCUACAAAGAUUCUACGACCCUGACUCCGGCAGAAUCGAAUUGGAUGGCCUUGACAAUCGUUCGUCUCUCACGCUGCCCCGGCUACGUCGUCAACUGGGCGUGGUACAGCAGGAGCCCGUGCUCUUCGACCGCACACUCGCUGAGAACAUCGCUUACGGAGACAACACCAGAAAGGUCACCAUGCACGAGAUCAUAGAAGCCGCCAAAGCAGCGAACAUACACACCUUCAUAACUUCCCUACCAAAGGGCUACGACACAAACCUUGGAUCUGGCGGAGCGCAGCUGUCUGGCGGUCAGAAGCAGCGAGUGUGCAUUGCGCGCGCGCUCAUUCGGUCUCCGCGACUCUUGUUACUUGAUGAAGCCACUUCUGCGCUAGACGCGAACAGUGAACGGGUAGUAUCAGAAGCACUAGAAAAAGCAGCCGAGGGUCGAACUUGUGUAACCAUCGCUCAUCGUCUCACUACCAUCAAAGACGCAGACCUAAUCUGCGUGCUGGACAAAGGUAAAAUUGUGGAGCGUGGUAAUCAUGCAGAUUUAUUAAAGUUGAAAGGCCAUUACUGGCGAAUGUGCAGAGGGCAGGAAGCUCCGUGAAUGUAAAGAAAGAAGUGAUAAUUUUGGUAUUACUAAAAAAGCCUGGGGCAGUAGUCUGCGUAUCCUUAUUAGUUACGUAAGGGCCAAAUUCCGUCUUAUUUACCCAUAUAAGUUUGUGUAGAAAAUAUUAUUUAUUAAGAGUAAACACAUGUUAACGUUACCUACAAGUCUAGCCGUCUAAGUAUUUUGUUAUUUAUAUUUGUAAAUAUAAGUUGUGAAAUAAAAAAAAGGAUCUUUGUAUUACAUAUUUCGUUUAUUUAUUUUGAAUAUUUUCAAAAAUCAUCUCUCCACAAAUGUGCUAAUCAUCUAACUCACAAUAUCACUUCACGAUGCUUUUCUUUUUGGCGAUACCCUGUAACUUUCUAAAUGUAGUACAUUGUUAAAAAGCUUAGGCAAAAAAGAGCUGACGACAGAGACUGAGCAGUGUUGUGUGGCGUUUUGUUUACGCGAACUGUUAUUAGCAGCGGAGCUGAGGCGACGUUAGAUUUAUUUCUCUAUAAAUUAUAUGUCCGAAAAUAUCUUUAAGAAUACUCUUGAGAGAAAUGUUUAACCAUACUCUUGCUUUUUCGUAUCUGUUUAAUGAAUUAUUAUUAAAAGAUUUCGCCCCACAACACCACAUUUCUCCCAAUUAUUCGCAUGUAUAUGAUAUGACUUGUCCUAUACAUGCGGACGAUUACAUUUGCUGGUACAAAAAUAUAUACACUAACGUAUAUUUUACAUACUAAUGAGAAAUAAUAUCAAACAUGAUUGUUACGAGCGAUUCUUCCGAAAUUUUAAGGAAGUACAAAAUCGUCGAUUUUAUUUUCAUAUUCAAACAAUGGCUUUGGUAAUUAAAUGUAUAGCACGGUACCGACAAGAAAUUCAUUAAUAUACACGAGUACGAAUAAAAUAGACCUAUUGGCUCCUUAAAGCUGACGCCGAAUGCUAUGGAUUGCUUGUGCGGUCUAAACGUGAACUUAUACUCAAUAAAAUAUUGAACGCCGUACGACAAAAAAUUGAAUUAAAUAUUUUCCGACGAACCGCUCUAAUGAACAGUGCACACUAAUUGAAGGCCAUUUUCAGUUAUCUAUAAAUCACUGGCCUGCUUACUAGAUAUAGGAUUUCGACAUAAGCUUCAUAUAAAAUGUAUCAAAAUGCUAUCUCUAGCCGAACCAAAGAAUCCACAGAUAUUGAGAAAGGCUGUUAGUGAAACAUAAACUGAAAUGUAAGUGCAUACAUGGACAUGUACGAAGUUAGGUUUACUUGUUAUACUUAUGAACAACUUGUUAUCUCUUCACUACAUCCACUUAUUCAAUAAUUACGUGAUUAAGAUGAUUAGACCGAUGUAUGAUACAUAUACAUGUUAUAGAAAACAGUAUCACAUAGCUUCGGACCGGGGUCAUCGACCUCGGACUGCAGCGACAAGAUUACCAUCUGUAGUUAACUGAUACAACAAAACAAUAAUAACUUUAACAUAAUGUGCUAUCAACUAAGAACGCGGAACAAAAUAAAAUAUAUCUUGCUUACAGUUGCCAUCUCAUCCCGAACAUACACUUCAACAAUCCCUUUAAAUAUUGUAUACAAUUUUGAUGGCGCAUAUUUAUUUUAACCUACAUACCAUACCAUAGGCUUUUCUCCUGCAUUCUAUAUUAAUGCUAUUCUUAACACAUUUCUACAAACUUUAUUAUAAUUUUGUUGCGAUGGGUAAAUUAUUUCUUUCAUAACAAUUAUUCAAUAUUUAAACAUUCAUAAAAUCCAAAACAUAAGCAAAACGCUUACUAAAUAAACUAUGAAAGAUGAUACAAUACAUAUUUUAUCAUUUCAGUCAAAAUAAUAUAAUUAACAAACAAAAACAUUUUAUAAUAAAAUUGCCUAAAACCAAUUUCUAUAAUUUCCCAUUAUUAUAAACAAUAAUAAAACAAGAUUCAGGUGUGUACAUAUUACAUAAAGAAUAGGUAGAAAUAAUGAAUUUGUAUGACUAAAUAUUUGCCGAUGGCGUUGAUGCCGACAAAUAUCAUUUUUAUCCUAACUUACCAACAUUCCGUACCUAACUAAAAUAUUAACCAAUAUAAAAUAUAUAAAAUUUAAUGGAAACGUAAACAAGAACGUAAUUUCAGUACGCAGACUGCGCACUAUCAAUGCUACAAUCACGGGAUCUAAGACUGCCAUAUCGAUAUUUUAUAAUUACGGUAUUACAAGCAAUUACAAAAGUCAGUUGGGAUUAUUUUAUUAGUAUCGGAAGUAAUUCGAUGAGUCGAGUUAAUGAACGACUUUUACCGAUGCACUAUUCUCUCGCCGCUUUUGUAAUUAUCUGUAUUUAUAAUAUACACCCAAGGUACUCUACUGACAUAUACUUACAAUUACUAACUAAUACUAAAGUAUCUGUACAUACAUUAUAGUCAUUUAAUGUAUCUGCAUGACAAAAAGAGUUCCGCAUACCGAACUACCGUGCACGGUCUAAGAAUAAACGAUUAUAGAAAAGUUAGUAAACUUGCAUCCGAGCAAUAAGAGUAAAAAAGUGCACGCUGCAUGCUCGUUUUUUAUUCUCACAGUAUAAUAUAUAGUCAUUUGCACAACCGACGUUGUCACUCAAAUAGUAACAAGUUUGAACGAGACACAAUAACUACUUUCCUCCCUGAUUUAUAAAUAUUCAGCCACGGCAAGAGUCACGGGCUUGCCUGUGCUCGGCCAGUGCCCGCUUUCUCAUUAUCGCACCGCGUUCGGCAUGAGGAGCUCGAUAGUUUCCUCAACUUUGUACGAAUCCCACGACCGCCUAACUGGCCACUCGAUUAAUUUAGAAUCGACAUCACAUCUAUGAUAAAAAUUUGAACAAUUUAUACAAUUGCUAAAUAGCUUGACGAAAAUAAUUAAUUUAAUUAUAAUAUUUUUUUUAUUUGUUCUUUUUCAAACAAACGAACAAGAGAUGCAAUGAAAAACCAAUGCAGUCUCAAUAUAACGUAUAAGUUUCAGUAUAUAUUAUAAACUUUAACGUAAUGAACUAAGAAAAAUAACAACAACAAAUCUAAAACGAAAGUGCCUAAAAUAUUUUUUCUACAAAAUGUAACAAAAUUAUAUAAUGUGAAUAAUCGACAAAGCCAAUUAACAGCAUUCCAGCCAAAUAAUAAAGCCGUUCAAAAAGGCAUUAAUGAUUUGUCAAUAUAAGAAAUAAACCAUUAACUGAUGUUUCACAGGUCAUGAACGCGACUAUCUCAAAAACAACGUAACGUAAAUAAUUACCUAGCCACUAAAUUCAGUAACGAGAUCAAAAUAUGUGUAAAAUUAUAUUUUACAAAACCAUGUUCUUUCGGUGAAACGUCUGAAACAAAUCACGGCAAAUGGCACGUUGUAGAUCGAAUCGAAUAAUGUGUAGAUAUUAAAACAUAACAACACUUUCUUGAAAUCAUCAUAAAACUGUACACGGGAAUAUGACCUUAAAUACAAAGUAAAAAGAUUGAAUGCUUCUUUACGAGUUCUGUUCGAAGGUUCAACAGUUUUGAACAUGUUUUAUGAUUGGAAGGACAUAUAAUACAGGUAUGAAGGUGACGUUUGCAUAUUUGUCACAAUAACGUGAUACAAGAACACGCCAAGGAUGAAUAAAAGUGCGAAAUUGAUUCCACAUAAUUAUGGCGAAAUACUAAAUUCAGUUCUAUAAGGCAGACAAGCUUUGCAACAAGUAGGUACCCGUGUACAGGAUCACCGCAUAACACAAAAAGAUUUCAAAAAUAUGUACUGAAUUAAGUGCCUACUAAAGUAUUUAAAAUAAUUACUUAACUUCAAUCUUGUAUAUUUUCUAUUACAAGUUAAAUAGUUUGUUAGAUAUUGCACAGCCUUUUAACACAAGAAACAAUUAAACAAGAAACUGUAAAAUAUAUACAUAUUUAUCAAUGAACAAGUUUCGUUGAAACGUACCAUGCGCCUGAGCGUAGAGCUUGUGUUCUUUACAAUAACAAAGUAAAAGUAAACGUAAAACGAAUAAUGCAUACAGGCGCCUGUAUAAUAAAUUCUAUACACCUGUCAACAAUAAUUCAUGACUCGGUAUGAGCCGCGAGAUAUUGCACGGCAAAUGUUUAGAACAAAGUGUAUCAUGAAUUAAUUGAUAGACCGAAGCUGCGCUUUUCCUACAAAUAAACAGAUUGGCAAGUGUAGUGUACCUGUACGUGUACGUAUGGUACGCGUUUUAACUAAAUUAAACUUAAUAACAACGAUGUGUGGUAAAUUCGGUCGGGGCGGCUCACUGCGGCAUGUGCGGGUGGUGUCCGCCGGCGUGCGGCGGGUGUUGCUGCGGGUACCCGGUGAUGGCCCGCGGCGUGCCUGCCUCGUAAACUAUUUGUGCCGGUAGACGCUGGUUCUGUUGUAUGUCUUCUGGGUUCACGUAUGGGCCUUGGACCUGGUUUGUCAAUAAUCAAAUAAACUUUAUUCAACUGUUGUUUUAUUCUGUUAAGCACGCG